Messenger RNA from Wasmannia auropunctata (little fire ant), 687 nucleotides. RefSeq names its product peptidyl-prolyl cis-trans isomerase NIMA-interacting 4. The record is from RefSeq and is a predicted model, not a curated record. Gene Ontology annotation, biological process: rRNA processing. The coding region runs from base 45 to 428 and encodes 127 amino acids. The transcript is spliced from 3 exons. Lineage: Eukaryota; Metazoa; Arthropoda; Insecta; Hymenoptera; Formicidae. Gene Ontology annotation, molecular function: peptidyl-prolyl cis-trans isomerase activity; DNA binding.
CCCUGAGCUGACGUGACGCGAAGUCACGUCGAUUGCACGCGAUCAUGCCGCCGAAGAAGAACGCCGGUGCCGCGAAGACCAGCAAGGGAAAAUCCUCGGAGGAGAGUGGCAGUGGCAAGGCGGAGAAGAAAGGUGGGAACGCGGUGAAGGUUAGACAUGUAUUGUGUGAGAAGCAAUCCAAGGUAUUGGAGGCGUUGGAGAAGUUGAAGGCUGGUCAGAAGUUCAAUGAAGUUGCAGCGACGUACAGCGAGGACAAGGCCAGAUCUGGGGGUGAUCUUGGUUGGAUGACGCGAGGCUCCAUGGUGGGACCCUUCCAGGACGCUGCCUUUGCGUUACCGGUUUCUAGCCUGGCGUCUCCGGUCUACACGGAUCCACCGGUGAAAACAAAGUUCGGGUAUCACAUCAUAAUGGUGGAAGGUAAAAAGUAGUUAGCUACAGAAACUUUUUCAAACGCUUUUGUGAAACUUGUUAUACACCUGAUUUGUGAGUAAAUAUAUAUCAUAUCAUUUAGGCACUGAUUCUUUUCAAUAUCUGUGAUGUCUGUUGUACUAUAAUAAAACAUGUUUUAUAUAUCUUGCAUUUUUAUGUUAGGAAAGCCGGAGUGCACAGACAAUUUAACAAUACUUGUCAGAAAUUUAUGCAUAAUAAGUAAAAUGUUUUUUAAUAAUAAACCAAUGCGUUAAGUUA